Molecule: messenger RNA, 612 nt
Organism: Aspergillus welwitschiae
Lineage: Eukaryota; Fungi; Ascomycota; Eurotiomycetes; Eurotiales; Aspergillaceae
Product: interferon alpha-inducible IFI6/IFI27 family protein
Exons: 3
Coding region: 1-612 (203 amino acids)
Cellular component (GO): membrane
Source: RefSeq, a predicted model, not a curated record
AUGCAACACCUAAGAAGUGCGACUACGGCAAUAUUCACUUCUGGGAAGUCCUUUGCUCGAGAGCAUACAGCCGCACUAGCCUUUGGUAGUACGGGACUUGCCCUCGCUACGGCACCUAUCGCUGGCCCUGCAAUAUUAGGUGCUGCCGGUUUUGGCGCUACAGGGCCUGUUGCGGCUUCACUUGCUGCAGUAUGGCAAUCUUCAAUCGGAGCAGUUCAAGCUGGGAGUCUGUUUGCCACAUUACAAAGUGCUGCGAUGGGAGGUGCUGCUGCGGGAGGAUUCACAACAGCAUCGAAUAUUGGUAUCGCGAUGGUGGGAUCCGCGGCGAUCGGAACACGGUGGACUUAUAGCAAAGGAGUACCACGGAUGAGGCAUGAUGUCAAAAAUAGCGAUCAGCCAGAUGAUGAAUUUGACCACAAGGCAAGCAAUCCACAGCCUUGUGAUAAAAAUGAUAGUUUGAGCAACGUGCAAGAGGAAACCCGUUCAGAUAUUUAUCAUAGCCAUAUCUACAGAUGUUUCGCCUUUUAUCUAUCCUUACCAGCCGAUCCUUCGGGAUCUCUUACAAUCAACGAUGACGACGGUAAGGAUUCAUACUCCGAAAAAUCGCCUUAG